Penicillium coprophilum is the source of this 1410-nucleotide messenger RNA. RefSeq names its product cytochrome P450. The coding region runs from base 1 to 1410 and encodes 469 amino acids. NCBI's taxonomy places the organism in Eukaryota, Fungi, Ascomycota, Eurotiomycetes, Eurotiales, Aspergillaceae. The record is from RefSeq and is a predicted model, not a curated record. Gene Ontology annotation, molecular function: iron ion binding; heme binding; oxidoreductase activity, acting on paired donors, with incorporation or reduction of molecular oxygen. The transcript has a single exon.
AUGUUCCGCAUUGGCCCAGCCACCGCUGCUGUGAUCACGGACCGAAGUCUAGUCAAGGAACUGCUCGAUAGGCGCAGCGCUCUGUACAGCUCACGGCCAAUCUCCUAUGUCGGGCAGAGUCUUAUAACAGGCGGCGAUCACCUCCUCGUCAUGGAAAACAACGAAACUUGGCGGCUAUUCCGCAAAACAGUGCACCAGCACUUCAAGGCGAACAUGUGCGAGAAAGAGCAUGUCAAGCUACUCGAAGCCGAGCACACACAGAUGAUGCGUGACUUCCUGCUGUAUCCAGAGAAGCACAUGCUACAUACGAAACGAACGACCAACAGUAUAAUCAUGAGUCUACUGUAUGGGAUUCGUACCCCGUCAUGGGAUACACCACAUAUGCAGGACCUCUAUGAUAUCAUGGAGAAAUGGUCCAAGAUCAUGGAGACGGGCGCCACGCCCCCCAUCGAUAUCUUCCCGUGGCUGAAAUGGAUCCCACAGAAGUGGCUGGGAAAUUGGAUCGAUCGCUCGGUCGACGUGGGCAGCGGUAUGAAAGCUUUGUACGGAUCCUUCCGCCGACGGGCGAUAAAAGCGCGACGAAAGGCCGAGCAGGGCUCACAAGUCCGAGCUCGCACUUUCAUUGACCACGUACUAGACCUACAGGAGAAGAAAAAUCUCACUGACAAUCAAGUCGACUUCCUUGGUGGCGUGAUGAUGGAGGGUGGAUCUGACACCGGGUCCACGAUGCUCCUCGUGAUGAUCCAGGCGCUGGUGCAGCAUCCGGAAGUCCAAGAACGGGCGCGCGUCGAGAUCGACGCUGUCUGUGGUGAAGACCGAUCCCCUACAUGGGCGGAUUUCAGCCGUCUGCCGUAUAUCAACAUGAUUGUCAAAGAGACGAUGCGCUGGCGGCCAGUGGCGCCAUUGUCAUUCCCGCAUGCACUCACUCAAGAUGAUUGGGUCAAUGGAUAUCUGCUACCAAAGGGGACGACGGUGUUUCUAAACGUGUGGGGCCUCCACCAUGACGAUCGCGUAUUCCCCAAUCCCGACCAGUUCGAUCCCAGUCGUUACGAGGGGCGAAAUAAGCUUGCCUCGGACUACGCCGUCUCGCCGGAUUGUAUGCAGCGGGACCACUUUAUCUAUGGAGCUGGACGUAGGCUCUGCCCGGGGAUCCAUCUGUCAGAACGCAGCAUGUUCCUCGGGGCUGCGAAGCUCCUCUGGGCAUUCCAAUUCGAGCCCGAACUCGAUGAAUCAGGAAAGCCGGUCGCGAUCGACACCGACCCGAUAACGGGAUACACCGAGGGAUUUCUUGUGUGUCCAAAGGCGUUCAAGUGCCGAGUUUCUCCUCGCUCUGCUGUGAGGGCCGAGACGAUUCUCCGUGAGUUUGCGCGAGCUGAGUCCGAGAUAUUUUGCCAGUAUGCGACGCCCUAA